AUGUGUCGUUGUUCUCAAACAUCGAUUCCUUAUCCACAAUUUGUGUCAUUCAAUCCACAAUUUCAUCAAGUUUGCUCAAGUGAUUUCGUCAGUGAAGAAUGGUUUUCCUCUUUAUUCAAUGUUAAUACAAGCAACUACCAUCCUCUUGACUUUCGUUUGGUGGCUUCUGCACAAUUUCAAGUUUUAUCUAUUCUAUGUCGAACAUCACGUCAAGCUGUAAUCGAUGCUCUCAAAGGAUUCAAUUCAAUAGCAAUAUUGUCACCAAAUGCAUUGUCAUAUGAUGCACUCAAUAGUUAUAUUGGCCCAUCUAUUGAACAAUUUCAGAAAAAUACACUUGACAACUUCCGUUCAUACCAUCAUUUUGUGUCAUCUCUUAUCGAAGAACAUCGUUUUAUAUCUGCAUUACGAACAAAUUUCUAUACGCGAAGUGUUCCUGGCAGUAAUAUUUCUGUAACUUUUUCUGCCAUUUAUCCACAACAAGUCGACCUAACUCAGUCGUCAUCGAUGUUGAAUGAAACAUGUCGAUGUGAUCGUACAAGUGAUUGUGUUUAUCCUGCUGGCAUUUAUAAUCAAUCGCGAGCUAUCAUUCCGAAUGAAGUCUUUUCACUUGAUGUAUCACCUCUAUUCAUGAUACCAGAAUUUCAAGUUGGAUGUGUACCUCAAAAUGCAUUGCUUCAAUCAACAUUGGAAUGCUUUUAUAAUCAAUCAUGUUUAGACAUCGUGAUUUCGUUGACUGAUGCUCUUCGCACUGUCUCAGCUCUGAAUAUUUCAAACUCUUUUUCACGAUUCAGUCCAACAACAACUAUUGGUAUUCUUUUUGAUAAUCUAAUGGUUGAAUCUUGGGAGAACUCUACUGAUUUUGCCGCCUAUUUCCAAACUUGUGCACCCAAAGCUUGUUCAUAUUCAUAUUUACAACGGUUUUUUCUUACUUAUAUGAUUGCAACCAUGGCUAGUAUCUUUGGUGGACUAAGCGUAGCAUUGCGUAUAACAUCUCCAUGGUUUGUCAAAUUCAUUUUACGUUUAUCUUGUCGACAAGUUCGAAUGCUAGCAACUAAUGAAGGACAUGAACCAAACAGAAUUAGUUCACAACAAAUCAUUGUCAGAAAUCCAACUAUGGAUCAAUUUGAAUAUCUUCAUGACAUGCAUUCUUCAAUUCUAUCAUGUCCAUGUCGUUAUUCAUUUAUACCACGUUCAACAUUCAUAUCCAAUGAAAUACAAAUUCAUCCAUUUUGUAAAAGUAGUUUUAUUCAUGAUGAUCGUUGGUUCCAAUAUUGGACAAUGAAAUUUCUCAAUGGCAGCAUCGAUCCUAGUCCACCAUUCUAUUGGACUGAUUUUCGCAAGAAUGGAUUGAAGUUUUUUAAUUAUGUCAAACUAUACUGUGAUAUAGCCAAUAUAAGUAUGGUUGUUGGAUGCUCAAUCAUGAGUGGUCUUUUACAGUCGACAUUUGAAUGUUUCAAUGAUGAUGUUUGCAUCAAUCAAUUUAAUAGAGAUUUUAGUAGUUCAUUCACUAAAUUUAAUCUUAAUGCAACGCAGUUAAGAACUCCAAUUGGAUCGCUUCUAGAUGAGUAUCCUACAGUAUCAUCGAGCGCUUCAGCUAAUUAUUCUGCAUAUUUUGAAAUAUGUGCUCCAUCAAUAUGUCAAUAUCAUUAUAUGGAACAACAUAAUAUUGUUUACAUAUUCACAACACUGCUUGGCUUGUAUGGUGGAUUGACUGCAAGUCUACACAUUUUGGUAUGGCAUAUGUUCAGUCUUUAUCGAUUCAUAGUUAAGCGUUGUUCAUGUUGGUUGCAACCUGUACAUCCAUCAUCCUAA
Molecule: messenger RNA, 1812 nt
Organism: Rotaria sordida
Lineage: Eukaryota; Metazoa; Rotifera; Eurotatoria; Philodinida; Philodinidae
Source: the annotation of a GenBank genome assembly